UGCGAGCGAGCUGUCAAAUCGUCUCAAUUCUUACAUAACCCCAGACGGGUAGAAGUUCUGCAUUUGAGACCUCAGAGUUUUUCGAAGAUAUGGCAGCGAAAAGGAUCAGCCAGAGUGCCAUCAACUGGGCCUCUUUGGCCGAGAGGGUGCCGGAACACCAGAAGAACAUCUUCAUCGCCUUCAAAGCCAAACAUGACAACUACCUCAGACGUGUUAUGGCUAACCCAGAAUCUGCUCCAGCCAUUGACUGGGCAUUCUACAAGGCUAAGGUACCAGUUGCCGGUAUGGUCGAUGACUUCCAGAAGCAAUACACCGCCUUGAACAUCCCAUACCCACCAGACAACGUGUCCGGACAAAUCGACACUUUGGAGAAGGAAAUCAAAUCCGAUAUCGCUAAAUUCAAGGUUGAAUCUAGCGCCCGCAUCGAAGAAUACAAGAAGCAGUUGGCUCACUUGUCUUCCUUGAUCCCAUUCGAUCAAAUGACCAUGGAAGAUUACAGGGAUGCCUACCCAGAACAGGCUCUGGACCCCAUCAACAGACCAACCUUCUGGCCUCACGGAUUCGAAGAUCAGCUCGAGAACAAGGACUGGUCCAAGGAAGAGGAGCAUCAUUAAAUUUAAUUGAAUCCACUUCAAUUCCAAUAGCGAAGUGUUUGAGCUACUAGUAUCAUGUCUAAAGUCUAUAAGAAUUCAACAAAAAAAUGGAAAAUCGUGAAAUAAAAACACUCAGAAAAUCA
Messenger RNA from Nicrophorus vespilloides, 736 nucleotides. It is a transcript of the gene ATPsynD, whose product is annotated as ATP synthase subunit d, mitochondrial. The coding region runs from base 90 to 614 and encodes 174 amino acids. Gene Ontology annotation, molecular function: proton transmembrane transporter activity. The transcript has 3 exons. NCBI's taxonomy places the organism in Eukaryota, Metazoa, Arthropoda, Insecta, Coleoptera, Silphidae. Gene Ontology annotation, biological process: proton motive force-driven ATP synthesis. The record is from RefSeq and is a predicted model, not a curated record.